AUGUCCGAAAAAGAAGCUCCGGGUGUUAUCUCUCACAAUGAGGACCCGACUCAGGCUGCGACUGUAGAGCUAGUUGAGGCUACUCAGCGACGCCAGUCCACCGCUCUCAACCUCAUUGAGAAUCCUCUGCAGCGCUGCUCCAAGGAGCAAACCAUCGCGGAUGCUGCAGCUUUCGCCGAAUUGCAUGGCAUGUCAGAGCACGCUGAACUCUUUGCUAGGGGCGCUCUGGUUGCACGCGACCCUCAGAGAUUCGGCGGUAUUUCCGAGCUUAGCGAAGACGAGGUCACCGCGCUUGCAUACGAGAGGGACCAUAAAUGGCACGGCCCUAAAAUGCUGUGGUAUUCGAUCGCUCUGUGUGCCGUUGGUGCCGCCACGCAAGGAUGGGAUCAGACAGGAGCCAACGGAGCCAACUUGUCCUUCCCGAAGGAAUUUGGUAUCGACGGCAAAGGAAAAGACGAAUGGAUCGUGGGAGUGGUCAACGCAAUUAUUUUCUUGACCGCCGGUCUAAUUGGUGCUUUCAUCGUCGAUCCACUUAACCACUACUUUGGUAGACGAGGCGAGAUUUUCAUCACUGCUUGCUGUCUUACUGCCACCCCGAUCGGUUCCGGUUUCACGAAAUCAUGGCAACAAUUGUUUGCUGCACGUUUUAUUAUGGGUAUCGGCAUUGGUGCAAAGAACGCUACGGUGCCGAUCUACUCAUCCGAGAUGGCUCCGGCUCGAAUUCGAGGAGCCCUUGUCAUGUUCUGGCAGCUUUGGGUUGUGGCCGGUAUCUUCCUGGGCUUCGCUGCCAAUGUCAUUGUCAAAGACGUUGGUCGCAUCGCCUGGCGCCUUCAAUUCGGUUCAGCAUUCAUUCCAUCCUUCGUCCUCAUGUGUGGUAUCUGGUUCUGCCCAGAGUCCCCCCGCUGGCUCAUGAAGCACAACAGACACGCCCAAGGCUUCAGAUCGAUGUUGCGCUUGAGAGCUCAUCCCAUCAUUGCCGCAAGAGACUUCUACUAUUCGUGCAUUAUCUAUGAGGAGGAAAUUAAGAUCGCUAGAGGUGCAGGCUAUUUCUCCCGUAUGUGGGACUGCUUCGCUGUGCCUAGAAUCAGGCGUGCGAACUACGGUGCCUCGACUGUCAUGCUUGCCCAGCAAAUGUGCGGUAUCAACAUCAUCUCUUUCUACAGUUCAAGUAUCUUCAAGAACGUCGGUUACACAGACACCCAGGCCUUGUAUGCAUCUCUUGGAUACGGUGCUGUUCAAGUUGUUUCCACGAUCCCCACUUUGUAUCUCAUCGACACUAAGGGCCGAAGAACUCUGACUUUAAUUACCUUCCCUCUGAUGUGUAUCUUCCUGCUCGCCGGUGGUCUCUCUCUUCUGAACCAUGACGGCAGCAAAGGAUCGCAGAUCGGUCCAGUUGUCUUGUUCGUUUAUCUAUUCACCAUCUGCUACUCUCUGGGUGAAGGGCCAGUUGCCUUCCAAUACUCUGCCGAGGUGUUCCCCACCAUUCAGCGUGAGCAAGGAAUGGCUUGGGCGGUUUGCAUCAACAACACUUUUGCCGGUAUUCUUAGCUUGACAUUCCCACGGAUGCAAACCGUUAUGACGCCAACAGGUGCUUUCGGCUUCUAUGCUGGACUCAACCUCAUCGCUUGGUUUAUGGUUUUCUGCUUCGUCAGAGAAACCAAGCAGCUCACCCUGGAGGAGUUGGAUCAGGUCUUCUCUGUCCCAACGAAAGACUUCAUCCGCCACGAAUUGACUGUGUGGCUUCCUUGGUUUAUCCGGCGAUACGUCUUCCUACAGAAUAUCCCCAAGCCGCCGGCGAUUAUCGCGACGAUUCAGGAGGCCGAGGUUGUCAAGAGCGCCUAG
Messenger RNA from Penicillium riverlandense, 1842 nucleotides. Its product is annotated as MFS transporter. Gene Ontology annotation, molecular function: myo-inositol:proton symporter activity. NCBI's taxonomy places the organism in Eukaryota, Fungi, Ascomycota, Eurotiomycetes, Eurotiales, Aspergillaceae. The record is from RefSeq and is a predicted model, not a curated record. Gene Ontology annotation, cellular component: membrane. Gene Ontology annotation, biological process: transmembrane transport. The transcript has 10 exons. Bases 1 to 1842 code for a protein of 613 amino acids.